CGGCGCAGGGCGGAGCGAGGGGCGCUGCGGGAGGAGGACCGGCACCGGCCCGGCGAACAUGCCCGCGCUGGGGAUGGUGCCUCGCGGCGGCGGCGGCCUGCGCGGGUCUUGCUGCUCCGAGUCGGCUCAGUAAAGUUUUGGACGGUGCAACCCUGAGCGGUGUGAUGAGAGAUGGCUUUAGGAAACAAUACCCAGCGAAGUUAUUCCAUCAUCCCAUGCUUCAUCUUUGUCGAACUUGUCAUCAUGGCUGGGACUGUUCUGCUCGCCUACUACUUCGAGUGCACUGAUACUUUUCAGGUGCAUAUCCAGGGUUUCUUCUGUCAGGAUGGAGAGCUGAUGAAGCCUUACCCAGGAACAGAGGAAGAGAGCUUUAUUUCCCCUCUUGUGCUGUAUUGUGUGCUGGCUUCAACCCCAACAGCUAUUAUUUUCAUUGGUGAGAUAUCCAUGUAUUUCAUAAAGUCAACCCGAGAAACCCUGAUUGUCCAGGAGAAAACAAUUUUGACUGGAGAAUGCUGCUACCUGAACCCAUUACUUCGAAGAAUCAUAAGGUUUAUAGGAGUGUUUGCAUUUGGACUUUUUGCCACUGACAUAUUUGUAAAUGCUGGCCAGGUAGUGACUGGAAACUUGGCUCCAUACUUUCUCACGGUGUGUAAACCCAACUACACAGCAAAUGACUGCCGGGCUCACCAUCAGUUCAUAAACAAUGGGAAUAUCUGCACUGGGGACGUGGAGGUGAUAGAAAAGGCAAGGAGAUCUUUUCCAUCCAAACAUGCUGCUUUGAGCAUUUACUCAGCCUUAUAUGCCACGAUGUACAUCACAAGCACAAUUAAAACAAAGAGCAGCAGGCUAGCAAAACCUGUCCUGUGUCUGGGAACCCUCUGUGCUGCCUUCCUGACUGGGCUAAAUCGCGUUUCUGAGUAUCGAAACCACUGUUCGGAUGUGAUUGCAGGCUUCAUCCUGGGAAGUGCGGUGGCUUUGUUUCUGGGAAUAUGUGUUGUCCAUAACUUUAGAGGAACACAUGGAGCUCCUUCUAAACCGAAGCCUGAAGACCCACGAGGAGUUCCCCUCAUGGCGUUUCCCAGGGUGGAAAGUCCUCUGGAGACGUUGAGUGCCCAGAACCACUCUGCCUCUAUGACUGAAGUAACCUGAGAUGGAAGGUGGCGACAGAAGCUAUUUUUAUUACCCUCCAGUACAAUACUCCAAGACACACAGUUACUAAAUGUCAGACUGUGACGACCAGUAUUAUGUUAUGUCUAGUUAGAGGCUGAUGUUUUUGUACAUUUUUUGUAUGAGGAAGUGAUGUAGCUUGCCCUGAUUUUUUGUCAGCUUUAAUAUAUUUAUGCCAGAAUUUAAAAACAAAAACUACAAAAACUACAAAAAAAAACCCAAACCCUUUUCUUGUUUAAAGUGUGCACUGAGGAACUACAUCUAUGGAAUUGUUGAUGUUAUGUGAUAUUUGUACACAAACAUUUUUUUUUGGUUUUAUAUACAUUGAAAUAAAAAUAAUUCUAAUAAUUCCCUUUUACCUUUUGUUACCAUAAGGAAUGCUUUUGACAAAGGGCCAGAUUCUGGUCUCAGCAGCCUCGGUGUAAAUCAGAAAAAACUGCCUAAAUUUACUCCAGAUCUGAGCAACUGUGAUCAGGAAUCUAGCCUAAAAUUCCUAACAGCAUUCAGCUUCAGUUCAGCAAGUUACUUAAGUGAGUGACUGGUCACAGUCUGUUUUGUUGGACUAUUCAGAAACUUCAAAUUAAGCAUGUCCUCAAGUACCUUGCUAAACCAAGGGGUGGGUGAGUGGGUUAGGAAAGCCAGAGGAUUGUGCUAUUUAUUCAAGAAUGACAAAUGAUAUGGUCAGUGGUUUUUUGUUUAGUUUUUAAUGGACUUUGUGAUGAGGACAUGUUGGAUGCUUAGAAAAUACUACAUUAUUCUAUAAUAAUGGCUGUAAAUGCUACAGUUGACAACAGCACUUUCAAAUCCUGAACUCAGAAACAGCUUCUGCAUGAGGUUACGAUAGAAAGAGAUGUUAAGAUGUAUGAGGCCAUUACUAUGGAUUUUUGUAGUAUUUCUGUCACAUAAAUGUUUCAUGAUUGCAUUAUAAGGUCAAAACGUGAACUUGAGGCUGUGUCAUGCUUACAACUGGUGCCAAUGAGACAACGAGGAGUAACACCACUAACAACCUUAAUGGAAUUAUGUAGGAUUCAGACUGGUGUGUCCAAGGAGUCAGGGGGCCUUCAUGGUCUACCUUGGUUUAGGUGCCCAGAUUUCAUUGUAGGGCUCCAGUGAGUCAUAGAAGUAACUGGCACGGUCUGCAAUAGCUAAAUCCACAUUUUUGUAAAUCAUAUCAUACAGAGUUUAUAUCAAAACUGCUAUUUUACAGUUUGCACAGUAUUGUUAAAAAAAAUUAAAAUGAAAUGGGGGGCGGGGAGGGAUUGGGCAAUGAAACGCAAUGAUGACCAUUUAUGACGUAUAGAACCGGAGCAAGUUUCAUUUCAUGGCUUUUACUUGUUUCUAGGGAAUUUCCGCAUCUCAUUCUUCUAGCAUGGUGAUAUCUGAUGUGUGUCUCCUUUAAAAAAUGGAGCCUCUGUCUGUACUUUUACUGGAAUGUUUACCUGACACUUCCAUGUUGGUUCUUCUUGGCUCUUUUUGUAUAUUUUUUUUCCAAAACAGAUGAAAAAAAAUUAUCACAAAAAAUUGCA
Gavialis gangeticus (Gharial) is the source of this 2693-nucleotide messenger RNA. It is a transcript of the gene PLPPR1, whose product is annotated as phospholipid phosphatase related 1. Gene Ontology annotation, molecular function: phosphatidate phosphatase activity. The coding region runs from base 172 to 1149 and encodes 325 amino acids. Lineage: Eukaryota; Metazoa; Chordata; Crocodylia; Gavialidae. The record is from RefSeq and is a predicted model, not a curated record. The transcript is spliced from 8 exons. Gene Ontology annotation, biological process: phospholipid metabolic process; signal transduction; phospholipid dephosphorylation.